CCUUCGACACCGACGAGACGAUACAAAAGUAUGUCCAGAAAGGACAAGUCAUCGUCGUCAAGGGUGAUGCUCUCAACAAGGAGCAGAUUCAAGCUGCAUGGCAAGCCGCAAACCAGGACAACAGGGUCGACCUCGUCCUCUUCAGUGUCGGAGGGACACCUACAUUCCACUUGCUAAAAGGGUUCGAGAUCCAGCCACCAAACAUCACAACUCAUGCCCUCUCCAACCUCCUCCAAACCAUCGCAGCCGACCACGGUCACCACCAGAUGCCCAAGUUGGUCGCCAUCACAACUACCGGCGCCACCAAGGCCUCGCACGAUGCUCUUCCAUUCAGCUUCAAGAUCUUUUACAGCUACGCCCUCAACCAGCCGCACGUCGACAAGCUCGGCAUGGAGCGUCUACUCCAGUAUGCGGCGGGGAUGGAGUGGAAGGAAGGGGUAGAGCCUGCUGAGGAGAUCCUCCCGAAAGGAUGGGAGCAACAUUACCCGCCUGCAGGAUGGCUACCCCAGAUCGUGAUCGUCCGGCCGGCUCUCCUCACCGAUGGAGAGGCCAAGCAAAAGUACAAGGCCUCGACGGACGAGUUUGCUUCGUAUACGAUCAGCCGUAAAGAUACCGGCCACUUUAUUGGACAGAGGGUGGUGUCGGAAUGGGAGACUUGGUCCGGGAAGAUAGUGAACGUCGGAAACUGA
Acaulospora colombiana is the source of this 689-nucleotide messenger RNA. The record is from the annotation of a GenBank genome assembly. NCBI's taxonomy places the organism in Eukaryota, Fungi, Glomeromycota, Glomeromycetes, Diversisporales, Acaulosporaceae.